GACAAUGGCCGGGCUCCCUGCGUCCCGGCAGCAGGAAGUGACUCGCAGCCGCUGCGGUGACUCUGGCUCCCAGGCUCCAGGCGAGAUCCCCGAGCCCCGGCGGCUGGUGCUGGGAGCCCGGAGCCCUGGCUGCAGCCGGGAGAGGGGAAUCUCCAGCAGGGCCCUUCCCGCUGCUCCCCAGGAGCCUCUCCCAGGGCAGAGCCCCCAGCCCGGCCCGGCCCCUGCCCCGGGGGGCCCCGCUCGGAGGGAAGGAAGGCUCUUGGUCUGCCUAGGGAUCCAUGAAUGGGAACCGUUCUGGUGGCCUCUAAGUGGACUGGGAUGUAGGAGACCCAGGUUUAAGCAGAGGAGGAAAGCAGGUUUGACCAGGGGUCUCCCACAUCCCAGGCUGAGAAAUCACAUCCACGAGUCGCUCCAGGUCAUCCAGUCUUCCAGGGGACAGGGAAGGGAAAUGGCUGUGAUGGAGCCAGCUCAGGUGCUAGUGACCUUCGAGGAGGUGGCUGUGUAUUUCACCCAGGGGCAGGGGGCUCUGCUGGACCCCGCUCAGAGAGCCCUCUACAGGGACGUCAUGCAGGAGAACUAUGAGACAGUGACCUCGCUGGGAUUCCCCAUUCCCAAACCUGACCUGAUCUCCCAGCUGGAACGAGGGGAAGAGCCAUGGGUCGUGGAUCUGCAGGCCGCUGAGGAAAGGGAGAACCAGAGACGCACCUGCACAGCAGGUGGUGAGACAGUGAGUGUGAAUGAGGAGAACAAUCAACAGCGGGCAGUUCCCGGGGAAGUGGAACCAUGGGGGACCUUUGUGGGAAGAGCUGAAGGGAAUUUUUCCCAGUGCUUGGAACAGGGAGAAACCUGGGGAAAUCGGGGCAAGUCAGAAAAACAGCUGGGAAAAGUGGCAAAAGUGAAUGAAUCCAUUGACUGUGGGGCAGGAUGCAAGGAUCCCAAGGAAACCUCAGCCCAGCAGACAAGUCACAAGGAAGAAAAACCUUAUAAAUGCCCCAAUAUUGAGAAUAGAUCUCAUAUAAGUACAAACCUUAUUUCUCAUUGGAGAAACCACACUGGCGAGAGACUCUAUAAUUGUCUUGAUUGUGGGAAAUGUUUCAAUCAGAAGUCAACGCUUGUUAGGCAUCAGGCAGUCCAUACAGGAGAGAAACUCCAUAAAUGCUUGGAGUGUGGGAAAAGCUUCAACAGAUGCUCAUACCUUGCAAUACAUCAGAGAAUCCACACUGGAUUCAGACCCUAUAAAUGCCUUGAGUGUGGGAAGUGUUUCAACUGGAAGUCAAGCCUUAUUACACAUCAGAGAACCCAUACAGGAGAGAAGCCCCAUAAAUGCUCGGACUGUGGGAAAAGUUUCAUGCACAGAUCUGACCUUAUUAGACAUCAGAAAACCCACACGAGAGAGAAACCCCAUAAGUGCUCGGACUGCGGGAAAAAGUUCACACAGAGAUCAACCCUUGUUGCACAUCAGAGAAUCCACACAGGAGAGAAACCCUUUAAAUGUUUGGACUGUGGGAAAUGCUUCAGCCAGAGUUCAUAUCUUACUUCACAUCAGCAAAUCCACACCGGGGAGAGAACCUAUAAAUGCCUCGACUGUGGGAAAUGUUUCAAUUGGCAGUCAUCAUUUAUUACACAUCAGAAGAUUCAUACAGGAGAGAAACCACAUAAAUGUUUGGACUGUGGGAAAAGCUUCAGUAGCACCUCAGACCUCGCUAAGCAUCACAGAACCCACACGGGAGAGAGACCCUACAAAUGCUUGAACUGUGGGAAAAGUUUCAAUAACAACUCAAACCUUCGUAAACAUGGGAAAAUCCACACUGGUGAGAGACCUUAUAAAUGCUUUGAUUGCGGGAAAUGUUUCAUUUGGAAGUCAAACCUUACCAGACACCAGGGAACUCACACAAGAGACAGAUCCCAUACCUGCUUGGAAUGCGGGGAAAGUUUCAUCCAGAGGUUGGACCUUAUGCAACAUCAGACAAUGCACAAGAGACAGGAAACAUAAAUGCUUGGAUUGUGGAAAAAGUUACAUUAAGAGAGCAAAUCAUAUUAUGUAUCAGAGAACCCGCACAGGAGAAUAUCCCUAAUCAUGCUUGGACCAUCUAGGGCCGCUCACCCAUGUGGCUUCUCCAAUGUUCAGUAAGAACAUAAGAACAGCCGUACUGUGUCAGACCAAAAGUCCAUCCAGCCCAGUGUCCUGUCUGCCGACAGUGGCCAGUGCCAGGUGCCCCAGAGGGAGUGAACCUAACAGGUUACGAUCAAAUGAUCUCUCUCCUGCCAUCCAUCUCCACCCUCUGACAAACAGAGGCUAGGGACACCCUUCCUUACCCAUCCUGGCUAAUAGCCAUUAAUGACUUAACCACCAUGAAUUUAUCCAGUUCUCUUUUAAACGCUGUUAUAGUCCUAGCCUUCACAACCUCCCCAGGCAAGGAGUUCCACAAGUUAACUGUGUGCUGUGUGAAAAAGACCUUCCUUUUAUUUGUUUUAAACCUGCUGCCUAUUAAUUUCAUUUGGUGGCCCCUAGUUCUUAUAUUAUGGGAAUAAGUAAAUAACUUUUCCUUACCUACUUUCUCCACAUCAGUCAUGAUUUUAUAUACCUCUAUCAUAGCCCCCCUUAGUCUCCUCUUUUCCAAGGUGAAAAGUCCUAGCCUCUUUAAUCUUUCCUCAUAUGGGACCCAUUCCAAAGCCCUAAUCAUUUUAGUUGCCCUUCUCUGAACCUUUUCUAGUGCCAGUGUAUCUUUUUUGAUAUGAGGAGACCACAUCUGUACACAGUAUUCAAGAUGUGGGCUUACCAUGGAUUUAUAUAAGGGCAAUAAUAUAUUCUCCAUCUUAUUCUCUAUCCCCUUUUUAAUGAUUCCUAACAUCCUGUUUGCUUUUUUGACCGCCUCUGCACACUGCGUGGACGUCUUCAGAAAACUAUCCACGAUGACUCCAAGAUCUUUUUCCUGAUUUGUUGUAGCUAAAUUAGCCCUCAUCAUAUUGUAUGUAUAGUUGGGGUUAUUUUUUCCAAUGUGCAUUACUUUACAUUUAUCCACAUUAAAUUUCAUUUGCCAUUUUGUUACCCAA
Messenger RNA from Gopherus flavomarginatus (Mexican gopher tortoise), 3054 nucleotides. RefSeq names its product zinc finger protein 436-like. The record is from RefSeq and is a predicted model, not a curated record. The transcript has 6 exons. Gene Ontology annotation, biological process: regulation of DNA-templated transcription. The coding region runs from base 5 to 1993 and encodes 662 amino acids. NCBI's taxonomy places the organism in Eukaryota, Metazoa, Chordata, Testudines, Testudinidae.